CGUGUUCCUAAAAUAACCAACCCUUGUCCCGACAGGUGAAGAGAGGCGUGGUUAAAUCUCACGCACGCGUGACCACGGGAUUUGAGAACUAUUUAACGCAGAGACAAUUUCACUUUCGACAGAUCGGGUGUCUGUCUGAUCGCUGAUCGCUGAUCGUCCGUCGCUAUAUAGCACAAGGUUGUAAUUGCUACUGGUCCGUCCUAAUGGAAUCUCGACGAGAAAAAGAAAAUCUUUCAUUUUCGAUUGAGAACAUUUUACGGGAUGAUUUUCCUUGGGGACAGAAAACAAACAUUGCGAAUGUACAACAACAAGCCUUGGGUCUUGAAAGAUGGUCGGAACUAUCAUUAUGUGGUUACUACCCUCUCCGUUACAGUCCAAUUUUCAUGAAAUGUCUGCCAAGCGUUUACGGACCUGAGAGAAGACUUCACAGGAUAGACGGAGAGAAAGAGCGAAUUCUAACAGAGAAACAGAAGGAGAUUACAGAAGAUAGCUUAAGUUACAACGAUGAAGCUCUUAAUUCUCAAAGGCAUGACGAAAUCACUGGCAAAAAGAUGAAUAAACAAUCUAAGAGAGAAACGUGCUACAAUGAAAAAAGCCAGGCCAGCGGUAAGCGGAAGCGGCGAAAUCGCAGCCAUUUCACUCAGCGUCAACUACAAUAUCUCGACAAGAUAUUUUCCCGCCAACAGUACCUUACACGCGACGAGCGCACGCUAUUGGCGAGGGGCCUGGAAAUGACUGAACUUCAGAUCAGAAACUGGUUCCAGAACCGGAGAUACCAGAGAAAACAACGCGUCAACGAAAAAUCGAAACAAGAGGAACCAGAUUCGUCAGUAUGUGUGAAAGAAGAAGAACUCUGAUUUCUCAAAUCUGGAGAAACAUUCCAUCCGAUUUCGCUGACUAAGCGAAUGAUCCCAUUAGACAAAUUACUGCGCCACCACCAACAUGUUCAAAGAAAAACAGUUAUUAUUCUAUAAUAAGGUAGAAAAGAGCGUUGAUUUAUUUUCAUAGCCAGUGCGUUGUCAGAAGUCCAACUUUGGCUAAUGUCGAUCUUAUUAUAAAGUAGUAAAGUAAAAAAAGAAACAUGGUUGAUGAAAUAUAGCGAAAUCUGUAAAUAUACUAGCUAAACAACGAUAUUCUUCGGUGCAAGUUUGUAUGUUUGAAAGACAAAUUAGUUGAUCUAUCGGAAAAUAUUCAGUGAAAAAGCGAUGGUUUUAGAAUUAUUAAUAUCAAAAAAAAAAAUGAGAUGUAAAUAUCCCCCCACGAAAAUAGAACCAUACCGUUGAAAAUAUUUUAUAUAGAAAGAAUAUAGAGAUUAAAAAACAUGAUAAAUAUUG
Stylophora pistillata is the source of this 1334-nucleotide messenger RNA. RefSeq lists its product as uncharacterized. The record is from RefSeq and is a predicted model, not a curated record. Gene Ontology annotation, molecular function: RNA polymerase II cis-regulatory region sequence-specific DNA binding; DNA-binding transcription factor activity, RNA polymerase II-specific. Gene Ontology annotation, biological process: cell differentiation; regulation of transcription by RNA polymerase II. Gene Ontology annotation, cellular component: nucleus. Lineage: Eukaryota; Metazoa; Cnidaria; Anthozoa; Scleractinia; Pocilloporidae.